This is a messenger RNA of Mauremys reevesii (Reeves's turtle), 3356 nucleotides long. RefSeq names its product SWI/SNF related, matrix associated, actin dependent regulator of chromatin, subfamily d, member 1 (gene SMARCD1). The transcript has 13 exons. Gene Ontology annotation, cellular component: nucleus; SWI/SNF complex. Gene Ontology annotation, biological process: regulation of transcription by RNA polymerase II. The coding region runs from base 49 to 1572 and encodes 507 amino acids. Lineage: Eukaryota; Metazoa; Chordata; Testudines; Geoemydidae. The record is from RefSeq and is a predicted model, not a curated record.
UCCGGUUCCGGUCCCUCUCCCCCUCCCCCCGCUUUGUGCUGGGAGAAGAUGGCGGCGCGGGCGGGUUUCCAGUCGGUGACUCCGAGCGGCGGCGGGGGGGCCGGAGCGCUGGGGCCGGGCACCCCGGGGCCCCCCGUCCGCAUGGGCCCGGCUCCCGGCCAAGGCCUCUACCGCUCCCCCCUGCCGGGCGCCGCCUACCCGCGCCCUGGUAUGUUGCCAGGCAGCCGCAUGACACCUCAGGGACCCUCCAUGGGUCCCCCAGGAUAUGGUGGGAGCCCCUCAGUCCGGCCUGGCAUGGCCCAGUCUGGUAUGGAUCAGUCCCGCAAGAGGCCAGCUCCUCAGCAAAUCCAGCAGGUCCAGCAGCAAGCGGUCCAGAAUCGUAAUCACAACGCUAAGAAAAAGAAAAUGGCUGACAAAAUUCUACCUCAGAGGAUUCGUGAACUGGUACCAGAGUCUCAGGCCUACAUGGAUCUGUUGGCAUUUGAAAGGAAACUGGACCAGACGAUCAUGAGGAAACGUCUGGAUAUCCAGGAGGCCUUGAAACGGCCCAUUAAGCAAAAGCGAAAGCUGCGCAUUUUUAUCUCCAACACCUUCAAUCCAGCCAAGUCGGAUGCCGAAGAUGGUGAAGGGACUGUUGCCUCGUGGGAGCUCCGGGUGGAAGGGCGGCUGCUUGAGGACGCUGCUCUGUCCAAAUAUGAUGCCACCAAACAGAAAAGGAAAUUCUCAUCCUUCUUCAAGUCUCUGGUGAUCGAGCUGGACAAGGACCUGUAUGGCCCAGACAAUCACCUGGUGGAGUGGCACAGAACUGCUACUACCCAGGAGACAGAUGGCUUCCAGGUUAAGAGGCCUGGGGACGUGAAUGUGCGCUGUACUGUCCUCCUGAUGCUGGACUAUCAGCCACCACAGUUCAAACUGGACCCCCGCCUGGCUCGUCUCUUGGGGAUUCAUACCCAGACCCGCCCAGUGAUCAUCCAGGCACUGUGGCAGUACAUCAAGACCCACAAGCUACAGGAUCCCCAUGAGCGGGAGUAUGUCAUCUGUGACAAGUAUCUCCAGCAGAUAUUUGAGUCUCAGCGGAUGAAGUUCUCUGAGAUUCCUCAAAGGCUGCACGCUUUGCUCAUGCCCCCAGAACCAAUUAUCAUUAACCAUGUGAUCAGUGUUGACCCAAACGACCAGAAAAAAACCGCCUGCUAUGACAUCGAUGUGGAAGUGGAUGAUACUCUUAAAACUCAGAUGAAUUCUUUCUUGCUGUCCACAGCCAGCCAGCAGGAAAUCGCUGCCCUGGAUAACAAGAUCCAUGAGACAAUAGAAACCAUUAAUCAGCUGAAGACACAACGUGAGUUCAUGCUGAGUUUUGCCCGUGACCCCCAAGGCUUCAUCAAUGACUGGCUCCAGUCGCAGUGCCGAGAUCUAAAGACCAUGACUGAUGUUGUUGGGAAUCCAGAAGAGGAGCGUAGAGCUGAAUUCUACUUCCAGCCCUGGGCUCAGGAAGCCGUGUGCAGAUACUUCUACUCCAAGGUGCAGCAGAGACGGCAGGAGCUGGAGCAGGCACUGGGAAUCCGCAACACAUAAGCUGCCCCACUCCUCCCCUGAUCAGAAGGCAUCACAGCUACUUGUGGAGACUGAGUGCUGCAGAGUUCACUGUUUAGGCCCACACAACCCCCACUCCGGCGUAGAGACCUGCAGCCAUUACUCACCUCUGGCAAUGUCUGUAUCAAUGUGACUCCAGAGCCCCACGGGGCUUUGGGGAUGUAGCAAGCAGACAGGCUCAAAGGGUCACACACUUCUACCUGGUUUCCUCCCUCACUGAGGCCCUGUCAGUCUCAGAGAUCUUGCGAGUCGACCUUGUCUCUGCUUUGUCUGUAAUGCCCCCAAUAUCCAGUGUUUCUGCAGGUUCAGAACUUUGAGUUCAGAAACUUACCACAGCCCCUUCUCCAAAACUGAGCUCUAGUUCUUGCACCCCAGAGAAUGUGGGGCUGGAAAGCCUCUCAGCAUGGGCCCUUCUGGAUCUGUCAUGCAGACAGAGGCCCAUGGCCAUUCACUUCCCAAGGUCCCAUGAGAGACAGCGGGCAGAGCUCCUGCAUGUUGGCACACACUCUCCCCCUAUGGGGGUGCUCUUGCAUCAUCCCUCCUUGUAGGACUCUCCUCUCCUAAGAGAGGAUUUCUGUGCUAUGUAGAGAAUUGAUUUUCCCAUCGUGUCUCUGUCUCCUUAGUUAAAGCUCCCUUCGUGUUCCCUAGGAGGCUGUUCCAGCCCUGGAGCACGAGGGAAACACUGGUUCAGCACAGAGAUGAAGGCGCUGUGAAGAGGUGACUCUACUGCAUGCCAAGGGAGCUGCAAGCGUAACUCUAACAUGCAGGAUUGAGCAGCAAUGCAGUCUUGCCAAAGGCUGCUUGUUCUUCCUGCUGCAGGGAGCAUGGAAUGCACCAACUGCAGCUUCUCGUUGCAGUGGGAUUAUGCAGAGCAUAAAGCCUUAGGGUCAUUUCUUGGACCAGGCUGAUAAUGAUCCUGCGUGUCUCUGCCUUUGGUGAAGAGAAUGCUCCCUUGCGUAUAUCUGAGGAUGUGAGGAGACAGCCUGGGCCUCUACCAAACAGCCCCAAACAAAUAAGCAAAUUAGUAGAAGUCAGGGCUCCUCUGCUUUGUUGUCUUCCAUGUUUGGGCACAGAGCAGGCUCUGGGGCUGUCACAGGGCAGGUGAUCGAGUAUGUGCAGAUGGGUUUUCUCCAGCUGGGAGAGUAGCAGCCUAGACAUGGAAUGAAUUGCUAAUGAAUUAAUUUAGUGGCACUCUUGUGCUUUUUGCCCUCAGGACCAUGUGUGUGCAGCAGAUCGUGUUGGGAGGUGGGGGCUCUCUUCACCUGGGGCUAAAUAUUUCUGCUCAGAUUGCUUUUUGGGACUGUAAAGCAAGCGGACUCAGAACCCAGUUGGUUGUGCUCUCCUGACGUUAGUUUUAAAUCAUGUUACUGACAAACAGCCUCAACUACCCUGGAGUGUGGUUGAGGGGCUGCUAUGAAAUUGGGAGCCCCUGUAAGCGUGUGUAUGUGUAAGAGAGAGCGCGAGAGAGAGACUACUUGUCUGCGAGUAAUAGACUUUCCAGCCUUCCCUCCCUUCUGUCUUUGGACCCUUAAAGAAUUGCCCGUUUAUAGCACCAGGGGCUGAAGUCCCAGUGCGGGUUAAUGCAGACUACCGGCUCCUCGGAGCAAGUAAUAGUGAAGGAUACUUGGAUAUUGCCUAGGCAAGCGUAGCUGUUGCAGAAAUACUGUUUUUAUUAACUGAUUAUGGUUUUUCAUGGACCAAAAUUUUUUUUGUACUGUAUCCUUGUAGAUGUCACACAAUUUUAAUAAAAGCCUCCUGUGAAGGAA